Molecule: messenger RNA, 3495 nt
Organism: Pristis pectinata (smalltooth sawfish)
Lineage: Eukaryota; Metazoa; Chordata; Chondrichthyes; Rhinopristiformes; Pristidae
Gene: sort1a
Product: sortilin 1a
Exons: 21
Coding region: 239-2563 (774 amino acids)
Biological process (GO): Golgi to endosome transport; endocytosis; vesicle organization
Cellular component (GO): membrane; Golgi apparatus
Molecular function (GO): protein binding
Source: RefSeq, a predicted model, not a curated record
GACAUUCAGACAAAACAUCUGCUUUUCCAGGUUGUGUUAAAGAUCCUCCGACUACUUGAAGCGAGGCGGUCCCAGCAGCGCACCGCAAGGACACGUGAUCUGAUUGACGCCGUAUCCGCCCAAUCAGCGGCGACCUUGGGCCGGGGGGCGGACAUUCCGGCGACGGCUGGGCGAGGCGGAGACGGGUUAAAGCGGCCGCGAUGCCGGCCUGGUAGUGGCGCCGCCGCCUGAGGGGACGAUGCCGGGGGUGGCGGGGCUCCUGCUGCUGCUGCUGCUGGUGGCGGCCGCAUCCUCCGCACCGGGCGGCAGCGGGGCCGCGGGGGCCGCCUGUCAGCGCCGCGCCUUCCAGGGCAACCUGAGCGAGCACACACACGAGUAUCGGUUUGUGGACCUGAGUGGAUCUGUGACAUUGGCAUGGGUUGGUGACGGAACUGGUGUGCUCUUGGCAUUAACAACUUUUCAGUUGCCAUUCUUGGGAAAACACUUUGGACAAUCGCAGCUGUACAGAAGUGAUAAUUAUGGGAAGACCUACUCCGAUAUUACAAAACUCAUCAACAAUACUUUCAUUCGUACUGAAUUUGGAAUUGCUAUUGGUCCUGAGAACUCUGGAAAGGUGAUCCUCACAGCUGAUGUUUCUGGAAAGAGUAGUGGGGGAAGAAUAUUUAGAUCAAAUGAUUUUGGAAAGAAUUUUGUCCCCACAAACCUUCCUUUCCAUCCACUAUUGCAAAUCCUUUAUCAUUCAAAGAACUCUGAACAUCUGCUGGCAUUAAGCAUAGAUAACGUGUUGUGGUUUUCUUCCGAUUUUGGUGAAACGUGGAAAAAAAUUCAUGACUUCGUAUGCCUUGUUAAGUGGGGACCAAAAAAUACAAUUUUCUUCACUACCCACCCAAAUGGAUCUUGUACUGCAAGGGGCUUGUUGGAGCUUAAAAGAACUGAUGAUUUUGGAAAUACAUUCAAAACCAUUGCAUCAAAGAUUUACUCAUUUGGACUAGGAGGAAGUUUCCUCUUUGCUUCAGUUAUGACAGAUAAGGCCAGUUUAAGGGCACUCCAUGUGUCUAAGGAUAUGGGAGACACCUGGAAUAUGGCGCAGUUGCCUCACGUAACCGCUGAACAGUUCUACUCCAUUCUGGCUGCAAAUGAUGACAUGGUAUUUAUGCAUGUCGAUGAUCCUGGUGAUACAGGCUUUGGCACUAUUUACGCUUCAGAUGAUCGUGGAAUAGUGUAUUCUAAAUCUCUUGAGCGACAUUUGUACACGACAACAGGAGGCGAGACAGAUUUCACAAAUAUUACUUCACUGCGUGGAGUAUAUGUUAGUAGCAUACUUGCAGAAGAUGGUUCUGUUCAGUCUGUCAUUACAUUUGACAGAGGAGGAAAGUGGCAGCCCUUAAGAAAACCAGAGAACAGUGAUUGUGAUUCAACUGCCAGAAAUAAGGAUGAGUGUAGUCUGCACAUCCAUGCAUCCUACAGCAUUUCCCAGAAACUGAACGUGCCAAUGCCACCGCUGUCUGAGCCCAAUGCUGUUGGUCUGAUCAUAGCACAUGGCAGCGUUGGGGACGCUAUCUCUGUAAUGAGUCCUGAUGUGUACGUGUCCGAUGAUGGUGGAUACUCUUGGUUUAAAGCUUUAAGCGGACCCCAUUAUUAUGCCAUACUGGAUUCUGGAGGCUUGAUAGUUGCUGUGGAGCACAAUGUAUAUAGUGGUGUCAAUAUAGUAAAGUUUUCAAUUGAUGAAGGCCAGUGCUGGUAUUCGUAUCAAUUCACCAAGGAACCCAUUAUAUUUACUGGCCUUGCAUCGGAACCAGGAGCUAAAUCAAUGAACGUCAGUAUCUGGGGAUAUGUGAAUCUCAUAAUUACACAAAGCUGGGUUUCUGUCACCAUCGACUUCGAAGAGCUCCUUACAAGAGAUUGUUCUGAUGAUGACUACAUCCAGUGGCUUGCCCAUUCGAGUAACGUUAAUGAUCCUAAUGAUGGCUGUAUGUUGGGUUACAAAGAGAAAUUCCGACGUUUGAGGAAAUCUUCCCUCUGCCGAAAUGGACAUGACUACAUUGUCAAUAAACAGCCCAACGUCUGUCUCUGUACUCUGGAUGAUUAUUUGUGUGACUUUGGAUACUAUCGAAAGGAAAAUAGUUCAGAAUGCAUAGAACAAUCUGAUCUACAGGGCCAUGACUUGGAGUUCUGCUUGCAAGGGAAAAAAGAAAAAUUGAAGACAAAUGGAUACCGGAAAAUUCCUGGAGACCAGUGUUAUGGAGGUGUCCAAGUGGAUCGCACUGUGAAAGAUAUCAGUAAAAAAUGUGUCAGUAACUUGAUCGAACCGCAGGAACUAUUUGAUUCACACAGUAGCAGCUCUGUGCCAAUCAUUGCUACUGUAAUAACAUUCUUACUCAUUCUGAUGAUCUUUGGAGUGAUCUUUAUCAAGAAAUAUGUAUGUGGUGGACGAUUUUUGGUACAUCGCUACUCAGUCCUGCAGCAGCAUGUGGAGUCUACCACUGCCGAUGAACUGGACACAUCGGUAUCUGCCAAUAAACCAGAGUACCAUGAUGACUCUGAUGAGGACCUUCUGGAGUAGAAAAGAAUAUUUUGAAGUAACAAGAUGCUGUUCUUGCCAAACAAACAUCACCAUAGUUCUUGGAGAUGCCGCUGCCUGCGUCAGAUGUUCUCUGAUUCAACAGCAGGUGCAGGCGAUGUGACAUUUUUAUGAAUGUGGUGUAUCUCGAUCUGCAGUCACGUGAGACUUGUCCUGGUUUACUGGAACCGCUUGUGAAAGCUUUGUUUAUGAGGAGGAGUGGGAGGAGGGAAGAGAUUUGGUGUUGACGGGAGAUGUCGUUUUUAAUGAAGGGGAAUCUUUUGUGAUUUUUGGAUUUUGAUUUCUUUUCAAAGCUUUUUAAAAUCUGCUUCUGAGUACAUAAUGCUUUAAUGGACUUAUUUUUAUAUGACCUUCCACUCUUGACAAAAGACUGCACUAACCAACAUUUGCGCUGAGACUAACUGUGUCACAAAUUAAAUGCAGUGGGUGAAUUUGUAAACCAAUGUUAAAUAAUGCAACUUGGAAAAUGCCAUUGAAUCCAGAAACCCAGAUAGAAUUCCAUGUCUAGGUUUCAAAAAUGGCAUUAAUUGCAGCAGUGCUUUUCCUAAAACUAUUCAACAUGUCACACCGCACCUUUGUUUUAUUGGUUUUGGAAUUUCUCUUAUGGCAAGUUUUUAAUUAGGGAAGUUAAAUCCUGAAAAUCAGUGUUCAGAUAGGAACUCUCUUACAGAGAUAUUGUUCUGUAUACUUGAUGUGUAUAAGGACUACAUUAGAGAUGCACAUAUCAAUACAUUAAAUAGUUCAGCAAUGUAUUAAAUGUGACAUACUGUUGAUUUUGAGAAUUAAUUUACCUCAAGCGUUAUGCCUCAUAAAUCAAUGAAUAAUUAAUGAGAGCACUCGCAUAUUUAGAAUAAGCCCUAAUCAACUGUCAAUUGUAAUUUAAUUUUAAAUUAAAAUUGAAUGCUGUGUCCUGA